UCCUCUUGUCGCCUUGGCAACAGACAAAGGGGGGGCUCUCUUUCGGCCGGAGGGAAGAGAGAAAAGGUAGCAUCGCUCGUCACAUGACCCUUCCUGUUCUCAGCAUCUCUGUGUUGAGCUUUUCGGAGCAGGUUUCGGACCCGGUGAAAUCAGCCCGGCUUCUCUUUGCGCGGACGGACUGAUCGGGGAUCGACAUGUCAGACAUAGUUCCACCAGAGGUUAGACCCAAGCCUGCUGUCCCUGCCAAGCCCCCAAAUGUGGGCGCUCCUUCCCCUUCUAGUCCCUUCCCACCCCAGGGCCCAGGUGUGGGAGCCGGUGGCAUCGUUGCAGCCCCUCCAAGCGCUAUUCCGGUUCACAUUGGAAGUCACGGUCCCAGCCACCCUGUCGGUCACAGCGUGGGCCACAGUGUAGGCCACAGCGGUGGUCAUGCUGGGGGUCAUGCUCCAGUUCACAGUGCGGCAGGUCAUGGUCAUGGAGGCUCCCACAGCUCUGGAGGGGGCUCCACCCUGCUUGGCUACAUUGGUAUUGACACCAUCAUUGAGCAGAUGAGAAAGAAAACCAUGAAGACUGGCUUUGACUUCAACAUCAUGGUUGUUGGUCCCAGCGGCCUUGGAAAGUCAACUCUGGUGAACACCUUAUUCAAGUCCCAGGUGAGCAGGAAGAGUGCAGGAUGGUCACGUGAUGAAAAGAUCCCCAAAACUGUAGAGAUCAAGUCGGUGUCUCACGUGAUUGAAGAGGGUGGAGUCAAGAUGAAGCUGACAGUUGUUGACACUCCCGGCUUUGGAGAUCAAAUCAACAAUGACAACUGCUGGGAACCCAUUUCUAAGUACAUCAAUGAGCAGUUUGAGAAGUUCUUGAAAGAAGAGGUGAACAUCACCAGAAAGAAGCGAAUCCCCGACACCAGAGUGCACUGCUGCCUCUACUUUAUUCCCCCAACUGGACACUCUCUUCGACAACUGGAUGUCGAGUUCAUGAAGCGCCUGAGUCACUCAGUGAACAUCAUUCCAGUGAUCGCAAAGGCUGACACAAUGACUGUCGAGGAGAGACAAGAGUUCAAACAGCGUGUUAGGAAGGAGCUGGAAAUGAACGGGACUGAGUUUUACCCACAGAAAGAGUUUGAUGAUGACAUAGAGGACAAGAGUGACAACGACAAGAUCAGGGAAAUGAUGCCCUUUGCUGUGGUGGGAAGUGAUAAAGAAUACCAAGUGAACGGGAAGCGAGUCCUAGGGAGGAAGACGCCGUGGGGAAUCAUAGAAGUUGAAAAUCCAAACCAUUGUGAGUUUGCUCAGCUGAGAGAUUUCCUGAUCAGGUCCCACCUCCAAGAUUUGAAGGAGGUCACUCACAACAUUCACUAUGAGACGUACCGUGCCAAGAGACUGAACGACAAUGGAGGUUUGCACCCCAUCACUUCAAAUGACACCCAGGAAAGCAACCUGUAGUUAGGCAGUGAAAGAAUCGAUCAAGAUGAAAACAGUGCAAUGAAGCUCAUAGAGGAGUCUAUAAGAAAAUUUCUGAUUUUCACCCCCGGCUUUGCUGCAUGAGUGAAAUAACUGUUAUCAGUCUGUAAAACUUGGUGUCAACUCUGUUUGCCUCCUUCUCCAUAUUAAACCAUCCAACAUAUGUGCAUCUUUUCCCCUAAGGGACACCAUCUGAUGAGGUUUUAAUGGAAAAUUGGUGAUAUGCCUCAGCCAAGAUAAAACAUAAUUACAUUACAUCUCUGACUUGUGCAUUGCAGCUAGCUUUAGGAGAUGCUUGCUGAAGUUCUCCCCUCUCUUCCAUGGGGUAUUUGCAGAUGUCUGUUUACAAAUUAAUUACAAUAUCUCCUAAUUGAGUCAGCAGUUCACAUUCUGUCAACAUGUAAUAACAAACAUAUCAAGCGCAGACUACCACUCUGAUGCUUUUCUUUUCUGAAUAGUUAGAUACAGCAUUUACACAAACUAAUGUGAUCUCCAGCCGAAUUUAUUUUCUCCAGCACAUUCAUGAUCCAUGUUACCUGACCUUUACUUUGCAUCCAUUCCUCAUUUAUGUUUUUACACAAUAACAUGAGCGAUUACAGCUGAAAUUGGCUCAUUUUGAGGAGGCUUGUAGUUUAUGUUUUUUGUCACUUUUCUUUAAUGUUGUGUUCAAUAACAGCAACAAAAAUGUAAAAUUUUGAGUUUAUGUGUAGGGAGUAACUUAUAAGAAAAUAAUGAGUCUGAUUUUUUCAAGUCUGGGUGUAAAACACUAUACUGUCAAUACUUUCUGACUUUAAAUGUAAUAUGUGAGUUCUGAUUAUAAUGUAACGUUAUGUAGUACAACAGAGGCAGCAGGAUAUGAAGUCAAACUGUGGCUGACACCCAGAUAGGAAGCAGAGAUGCAGCAGUUAAUCAGCCAGAGAUCCGAAGUGGAUAAUUUUCCUCAGUGAUCGGCUUUGAUCAGUGAUCAGCUGGUAAAUUUUUUUUAAUUAUAUAAUAAAUGCAUCCAAGCUAAGAAGUCCCACCAUAAAUAAAGAAAUUUGAUGCUCUUUAAUUAGGCUUUGAUGGUUAUAAUUUUUGCCGGUACUUUUUUGAUUGAUUCAAAAUUGCAUCAAAAUAUCUGACUUGGUGAAAAUCUGAAUCUGCAGGUCAAAUCUAAAAUAGUUCAGAAUUGGUAAUGUUUUAAAAAAGGCCUGAUCAAUGCAUCUCUGCUAAGAAGACAUUUUGUCUGCUUCAAAAGGGAUUAUUUCUAUCAGGAAACUUGCACUGAUUUAGAUUUUUUGAAUGGGUGACCAAAACUCACCAUACCAUUGUGCGUUUUUUUUCUAUUUCUUUUCCAUUUUUCCAAAGACCGAAAUAUAGGAUGUUGAGCAUUAGAAGUUGAAAUUAUAAGAAUUCUUUAGUUUUGUGGUUUAAUUACGUAAAACCAAUAACGGUGAGACCUAGUGCCAUUAUAAAUGAACUUUUAUCUGUUUUCAUAACUGGUCUCACUUGUUAAAAACUUAGAAAGUGCCACAUUUAGAAGUGUACAAUUAACUAAUAGAGAUUCUAGUAUUGUAUCUCAUUUUUUGUGCAGCAGGAAGUAGCAAGCCAGCUCUGCUAAAGAUUAAAAUUCUCUGCAGCUGCUGCUUGAAUACACAAAGGAUCCCUGCGGCUUUGUUGUCAGAAGGUCCUAACAAACCUAACAAGCUGUGCUGUCUUCUUCAAUUACCAACUCCAGUAAAGAAAAAUUUCUGUAAUAUUCCCUCGCCCGGCUCAAUUCGGCAUUUUUUUUAAUUGGAGACAGCAGCGGUUUUAUCCACUUUAUAUUACAGUAGACGAGGACUUAGGUUUAAAUGGGAAAGAUCCUGCUGAACACUUGCAUGGGCUUUGUGUGCUCCUGCAGUGACACCUUGAGUAUGUUUAACUAGAUGAUCAUAGAUUGAGAUGGAUUUUUAGUAAUUGUGAAUAUUUUUACACUUAAAUAGAUGAAGGCUUUUAGAUUAAUUGCAGUACAUAUUCAAAUAUCAGACAGCAUUUGAAAGACACUCAUUUCUGGGCUAAGGUUUUCUUUUAAUCACAUGCUCUGACUUUACAAGAAUACAUUUUCCAGUUCUGUCACCAGUAAGUUAUCUUUGCAUGGCAAGAUUUUUAAGAUAUCUGCAAAAUAAACUGGUAUGUGGUCUGUUUACUAAGAGCGUGAGAACAGAGCUAAAAUACGUGUACUGCCAGUUUCAAAUUAAAUUCCACAUGAUCACCACUUGGUGGCAGCACUCCGCAACAUUAAGACAGGAUCAAAGAAGACCUCAGUUGCUCUGACUUUUUUUUUUUCCUGAAAAAGUUUACAGAGUUUGCCAACAUAUCUCGUCGUAUCAGGUUUAUGAAAAACUUUAAUAUUAAACACUCAAAGUACAUGCACUGAAUUAAGUGAGCUGUAAACGUGUUUACCAGGUCUUCUUCAGGACUUAAGCAUUUAUAAAUGUUCAGCCAUGUACAGUAUGCUGUGGAGAACAAAUAUGCCAAAAGGAAAUGAUGUAAUCCUUCAGUAAAUCAUUCAUUAUUAAUAUAAACAGUCACUCAUGUGGGUAUGAUUUUUGGCAAAAUGGUCAUAGUUGUGAUUUUAGUGCAAUCCAAAGUCUAAAAGCAGAGAUGUGUGGUAUUGUGUUUGUGCAUGCUUGUGUCUGUGCAGCCAGUCAGUUCUCACGUCAAUAUCAUUAACUGAAUAUUUCUGGAUGUGUGGUUUGUGCAUUGAACUGGUGUGUUAUGGGGUUGCCCUCUGAACUCCUGUUACUCCUUUCAGUCAGUAUAACUUCAACAUGAGCACUUAAUUAUUGACAACAUUUUGCAAAGUUGACAUUACAUAUUUAUAGCAUCAUUUUCAGUGUUAUUUGGCAUUAUUUAUACAUUUGUGUCUUAUAGUUGUAAUUUAUUCUUUUAUUUAAUAAAUGCACUUCCCCAUGUUUUU
Gambusia affinis (western mosquitofish) is the source of this 4398-nucleotide messenger RNA. It is a transcript of the gene sept3, whose product is annotated as septin 3. Gene Ontology annotation, cellular component: microtubule cytoskeleton; septin ring; septin complex. The transcript is spliced from 10 exons. NCBI's taxonomy places the organism in Eukaryota, Metazoa, Chordata, Actinopteri, Cyprinodontiformes, Poeciliidae. Gene Ontology annotation, molecular function: GTPase activity; molecular adaptor activity; GTP binding. Bases 195 to 1439 code for a protein of 414 amino acids. The record is from RefSeq and is a predicted model, not a curated record. Gene Ontology annotation, biological process: cytoskeleton-dependent cytokinesis.